GCGACGAGAGAGAGAAAGAGAGAGAGUACGGAAGAGUUUGUGAACCGAUUGUAUAAGCAUUCAUCACCAAAGCUGAUUUAAGAUGGUGACAGUGAUGAGGGAGGACGAUCUCGUCCCCAGACAGAGGAGCAGACUGCCUCUGAUGUGUGCGGUUGUUCUGGGGAUUCUAGCGCUGGGAUUUUCGUUUCUGCUGGACUCUGAUCGAUAUACUGAGAGAGUUGGACUGAUAGCUUUUUGCUUCAUGCUGGAAACAUCUCUUUAUAGCAUGUGCUUGUUUGCAGAGGAGUGGAUUUUCCAUUUAAAGCAACGGUAUCAUGGUCAAAUAAGGAGGAUAGUUGAGGCAUGCUUUAAUGGACAUGUCUUACUGGGAAUGUUUGUCAUUUCCUUGAUGUUAAAGUUGGGUGGAGUUUCGUUUUCUUAUGUGCAUCUGAGCACCAUAAGCCUUAAAUGUGCAGUUUACUUGUUCUCUAAGAGCCUUUCGGUCCUGGGCCCUGCUCCUGCGGAGAUCUCAGAAAUCUGUGAAGUAAGGAAAAUGAAUGUGGCACAUGGCUUGGCCUGGUCAUUCUACUUUGGCUACCUCAAAUUUGUGCUUCCAGAUCUAGAUGAGAAAGUCAGGAACUUCAACGCCACAAGGAUGAGACUAAGCUCUCCUCGCCUCCAUAUUCUUCUGCCCCUCAAUGCUGCAGCCCCAAACAAACCAGAAGAUGAAGACAACCACGUGGUCUUUCAUGAGAACCUUCCAGAACUACAGCUAAACAGAGCAGGGGUGCGACAACGCAGCUACAAGAACAGCGUUUAUAAAAUCACAGGCCAGAAUAAUGAGACAUAUUACUGUGCCUUGGAAUAUGCCACACCACUACAGACACUGUAUAUGAUGUCCCAGGACAGAGAUGCAGGAUUCGGAGAAAAAGAAAGAAAAGAACAAGUCUUGCUUUUCUACCGAACCCUCAGCCAAAUUCUGGAAAAUGACCUUGAUUGUCGAAAUCGGUUCCGUCUUGUACUGAUCAACGAUGAGCACACUGGCGAGCCACAUUACCUCUCCAGAGAGAUCAUUCAGCACCUGACACAACAGGAAGGAGAGAUCCACAUGAAUCCAAUCCAAGAGAAUCUGGUUCAUCCUCUUCCAGAAGAUAGAGUCAUGAGAGAUGUUUAUGGUGCAGCUGGAGAAGAUCAGAUGAGCAGCGAUCCGACCCUCAUGUUCAGUAUCCCUCAAUCCUUGAGAUCAGAGCCAGUAGAAACUACUGAUAAUUACGGCCAAUAAAGUACUAGAAGAGACUCCUGUGUCAGUCACGAUUUAGGGUUUUGAAAAAUAAAAGUUAUUUAUGAGCUGUGCUCCAUUUUUAAAUGAA
This is a messenger RNA of Triplophysa dalaica, 1349 nucleotides long. RefSeq names its product stimulator of interferon response cGAMP interactor 1 (gene sting1). The transcript is spliced from 7 exons. Gene Ontology annotation, molecular function: 2',3'-cyclic GMP-AMP binding; cyclic-di-GMP binding. Lineage: Eukaryota; Metazoa; Chordata; Actinopteri; Cypriniformes; Nemacheilidae. Gene Ontology annotation, cellular component: endoplasmic reticulum membrane; autophagosome. Bases 83 to 1261 code for a protein of 392 amino acids. The record is from RefSeq and is a predicted model, not a curated record. Gene Ontology annotation, biological process: autophagosome assembly; innate immune response; defense response to virus.